AUGGCUCUUGUUUUGAGAUUUGUAGAUAAAGAAGGGUUCAUUCGUGAAAGAUUUUUUUGUGUUGUUCAUGUACGUGACACUAUGACAUUGACUUUGAAAGAAGGUAUAUUUUUUGCUCUAUCUCAACAUAAUUUAGCUAUUUCUAACAUACGCGGACAGGGGUACGAUGGAGCUAGUAACAUGAGAGGUGAAUGGAAUGGCUUGCAAGCUUUAAUUUGUAAUGAAUGUCCAUAUGCAUAUUACAUCCAUUGUUUAGCCCAUUACCUCGAACUUUCUUUAGUUGCAGCUUCUCGAGAAGUAACUUCAGUUCAUCAUUUUUGCUCUAACUUGGUUUUCAUUAUCAAUAUUGCUAUUGCAUCUUGCAAGCGUAAUGAUGAACUCAAGGAGGCUCAAGUUGUUGAACUUGCUACUAAGAUUGCUAAUGAUGAAAUUGAAUCAGAGAGAGGGCUCAAUCAAAUCGGCACCUUAAAGCGAGCUGGAGAUACUCGUUGGGGUUCUCAUUUGGAUUCUAUUUCUAGCUUGCUCAAAAUGUUUAAUUCAACUUAUGUGGUUUUGAAAAUUUUGGAAAUUACUCGUAUGCUUUGUGUAGCAUUACAAUGCCAAUCACAAGAUAUUUUGAAUGAUAUGCAUCUUAUUUCAAGCACAAAAAGGCUACUUAAGAACUUUCGAGAUUCAGGAUGGGAUGCUUUCUUUAUAAAGGUUAAAUCAUUUUGUGAGCAACAUCAAGUUGAUAUUCCAGAUAUGAAUGCUCAAUAUUUGCAAAAAUUAAACUAUAGAUUCAAUGAACAUUCAGUAGAGUUACUUGUUCUUAGCACUGCUUUUGAUCCUAGAGAUGGAUUUAAAUGGUUCAAGAUUGAUGAUAUUUGCAAACUUGCAAAGAAGUUCUAUCCUGAUGAUUUCUCAGAGCAAGAGUUGGCGGUACAUCUAAGAAUUGAGCUUCAACAUUUUGAGCUUGACAUUCCAAAUCAUCCUGAAUUGAAAAAUUUAUCUGGUAUUCAUGAAUUAUGCCAAGGCUUGGUGAAAAGAAAAAAAGCAUCUGUAUAUCCUCUUAUUGACAGGUUAAUUAGGCUUGUUCUAACUCUUCCUGUAUCAACAGCAACUACAGAGCGAGCAUUUUCAAUUAUGAAAAUUAUCAAGACAAAGCUCAGAAACAAGAUGGAAGACAAUUUUCUAAGUGAUUGCUUAACAAUUUGUAUUGAGAAAGAAAUUGCUGCAAAAUUUAGUAGUGACUCCAUUAUAGAUGAUUUUGCAUCUAUGAAGAAUCGUCCAGUACAACUUACUUUUAAUAAAAAUAAUUGA
Humulus lupulus (European hop) is the source of this 1299-nucleotide messenger RNA. RefSeq lists its product as uncharacterized. The transcript has 3 exons. Gene Ontology annotation, molecular function: protein dimerization activity. Bases 1 to 1299 code for a protein of 432 amino acids. The record is from RefSeq and is a predicted model, not a curated record. Lineage: Eukaryota; Viridiplantae; Streptophyta; Magnoliopsida; Rosales; Cannabaceae.